AGGGGGCGGGCGGAGGGGGAGGGGAGGGCGAGGCCGGGGCACCUCCCCCUUUAUAACGCGCCCCCUCCCGGGCUCUUGGGCCGCCUCCUCGUCGGCUCUUCCCGUCUCGCCCCCUCGCCCGGCCGCCCCGGGCCCGGGCCCGGCCAGGGAGCCCCCAGGCCGCGGCUCGGGGGCCGCCCCUCCGCCCGCCGCCCCGCGCAGCCCGGCGGAGGCGGCGCCGUCGGAGGAGGAGGAGCAGGGCACUGCGGCUGGCCCCGGAUCGGGCGCCAGAGCGGCAGCGGCUUCGGCAGCAGCGGCGGCCCGGGCCGAUGCAGCGGGACGCACCGCCCCGAGCCCCAGCCCCGGCGCCCCGGCUCCCCGCGCCCCCGAUCGGGGCCGCCACCAACAGUGGCGGCGGCGGAGGCGGGGGCAGCGGCGGCGGCGGAGGCUCCUCUGCAGCUCCGGCUCCUCCUGGCCUCCCGGGAACUACAAGUCCCAGGGGGCCUGGCGGCGGGCGGCGGGCGGAAGAGGCGGGGUCGGCGCCGCGAGGCCGGAAGUGGCCGUGGAGGCGGAAGUGGCGCGGCCGCGGAGGGGCCUGGAGCACGGUGGCGGGGCCCGGAGCGGGAGCAGCGGCGGCGGCGGCGGCUGGGGGCGGCGGCGGCGGCGGCGGCGGUGGCGGCGGCGGUGGCGGAGGCGGCGCGCUGGAGGCAGCCAUGGCAAAGCAGUACGACUCGGUGGAGUGCCCCUUUUGUGAUGAGGUGACCAAAUACGAGAAGCUCGCUAAGAUCGGCCAAGGCACCUUCGGGGAGGUAUUUAAGGCAAAGCACCGUAAGACCGGCAAAAAGGUGGCUCUGAAGAAAGUGCUGAUGGAGAACGAGAAGGAGGGGUUCCCCAUUACAGCCUUGCGGGAAAUCAAGAUCCUCCAACUUCUAAAACACGAGAAUGUGGUCAACUUGAUUGAGAUCUGUCGAACCAAAGCUUCCCCCUACAACCGCUGCAAAGGCAGUAUAUACCUAGUGUUUGACUUCUGCGAGCAUGACCUUGCUGGGCUGCUGAGCAAUGUCUUAGUCAAGUUCACACUGUCCGAGAUCAAGAAGGUCAUGCAGAUGUUGCUCAACGGCCUCUACUACAUCCACAGAAACAAGAUCCUGCACAGGGACAUGAAGGCGGCUAAUGUGCUCAUCACUCGCGAUGGGGUUCUGAAGCUGGCAGACUUUGGGCUGGCCCGGGCCUUCAGCCUGGCCAAGAACAGCCAGCCCAACCGCUAUACCAACCGUGUGGUGACGCUCUGGUACCGGCCCCCGGAGCUGUUGCUCGGGGAGCGGGACUACGGCCCCCCCAUUGACCUGUGGGGUGCUGGGUGCAUCAUGGCGGAGAUGUGGACCCGCAGCCCUAUCAUGCAGGGCAACACCGAGCAGCACCAGCUUGCCCUCAUCAGCCAGCUCUGUGGCUCCAUCACCCCUGAGGUGUGGCCCAACGUGGACAAAUACGAGCUGUUUGAGAAGUUGGACCUGGUUAAGGGCCAGAAACGGAAAGUGAAGGACAGGCUGAAGGCCUACGUGCGGGACCCCUACGCGCUGGAUCUCAUCGACAAGCUGCUGGUGCUGGACCCCGCACAGCGCAUCGACAGUGACGAUGCCCUCAACCACGACUUCUUCUGGUCUGACCCCAUGCCCUCAGAUCUCAAGGGCAUGCUCUCCACGCACCUGACGUCCAUGUUCGAGUAUCUGGCGCCGCCACGCCGGAAGGGCAGCCAGAUCACCCAGCAGUCCACCAACCAGAGCCGCAAUCCCGCCACCACCAACCAGACGGAAUUUGAGCGUGUCUUCUGAGGGCCGGCUGCCCGCCCUUUUCGUUAGGGCAGUUUUAUUUUUCCUUCUGCUAUGUGACUUGCAUUGUGGAGAUGAUGGGGCAUUUGAGUUUUCUCUAGUGCUUAUUUUAUUUCCUCCCUACUCUGGGCACUGGGAACACCAGCUGAGCGAACUGGAGGAAAGCUUUGGCUGAAAGUCCCGGAGGGCACUGGGGUGCCUCGCCUUGUUCCCUGGCUUUCGAGAUGAUGCCCAGAGGGUCUCCGUUUACUUUCAGACAGGAAUGGGGUGGGAGGAGAGGCACACCCCACCAGUGACUUUGUAAAGAGAGUUCCCAGUGUGGUAGGAGGAAGGGACAGGUCCCUCACCUGUUGCCAGCCCUCCUCUCAGGUGAGAAACUGGCGUGGGAGGCGGAACCAGCCCUGGGAGUGGGCUGCUCUUGGCCCAACCCUCCGAAGCCCCGGGGCUGGCAAAAACUUGGUUUAUUCAAUAGAGAAUUUUAUCGUGUUUCUUUUGCUCAGUUUGGAGGCAUUCCUGGACAGUUUGGUCAGUUAUAAUUAAAGUUGACUUUUUUUUUUUCAGUAA
Lutra lutra (Eurasian river otter) is the source of this 2372-nucleotide messenger RNA. RefSeq names its product cyclin dependent kinase 9 (gene CDK9). Gene Ontology annotation, cellular component: nucleus. Lineage: Eukaryota; Metazoa; Chordata; Mammalia; Carnivora; Mustelidae. Gene Ontology annotation, molecular function: cyclin-dependent protein serine/threonine kinase activity; ATP binding. Gene Ontology annotation, biological process: protein phosphorylation. The transcript has 7 exons. Bases 309 to 1811 code for a protein of 500 amino acids. The record is from RefSeq and is a predicted model, not a curated record.